This is a messenger RNA of Helicoverpa armigera (cotton bollworm), 1666 nucleotides long. RefSeq names its product octopamine receptor beta-1R. Gene Ontology annotation, molecular function: G protein-coupled receptor activity. Gene Ontology annotation, biological process: G protein-coupled receptor signaling pathway. The transcript has 4 exons. Bases 332 to 1660 code for a protein of 442 amino acids. Lineage: Eukaryota; Metazoa; Arthropoda; Insecta; Lepidoptera; Noctuidae. The record is from RefSeq and is a predicted model, not a curated record. Gene Ontology annotation, cellular component: membrane.
ACCGACCUAAAAACAAAAACGGUAACAUUUUAAGAAAACAUACAAAAUAAUCUUGUACCUUUCUCACGUUAACGUGAACAAUAGAAAAGUACUACAGUUCCUUUCAAAAGAAAAACUGCGGAUUUACCUUUGAUCAAAAACAGGCGACUGUUUGAUGUCAAAACGGCGUAAAACUCCUAACAAUAAUCCCUUGCGACCUUUUCCAAUAUUCAAGGACAAACAACUAAAAUCCAUUUCUUUUUCAGGAGCCAACAAUGAAAAUCACAACUCCGGAACUACACACGAGAACUCCCGAACUACAAGCAAACAUGACCUGAAAAAAAUGUGAAACAUGAAAGUGGAUAUCGUCUUCGAACCAGACAAUUUUACUUUGGACUCAGCCGACCUAUCAACAUCCAUGUAUCUCACCGAUAUUUACGUCAACAAAACUUUGGAAGUGAACGAAACGACGAAUGACUUAGUGUACUCAAAUCAAUUCGAAGAUGACCCGCUAAUAGUGUUUUUGGUCAUACUAAAAUGUCUUAUAAUGCUCUUCAUAAUCCUAGCAGCGAUUUUCGGCAAUUUGUUAGUCAUAGUAUCAGUUAUGAGACACAGAAAAUUACGAGUGAUAACGAACUACUUUGUAGUAUCUUUAGCUUUGGCUGAUAUGCUAGUAGCCAUUUGGGCAAUGUGUUUUAACUUCAGUGUAGAAAUCACUAAUGGAGAAUGGCUAUUCGGUUAUUUUAUGUGCGAUGUAUGGAACUCUCUGGAUGUAUAUUUUUCGUCAGCUUCUAUAUUACACCUUUGUUGCAUCAGUGUGGAUCGAUACUACGCAAUAGUCCAGCCUUUGGACUACCCUUUGAUAAUGACGACAGCGAAACUUGGGAUUAUGUUGGCAGUAGUCUGGUGCAGUCCAGCUCUGGUCUCCUUUCUCCCAAUCUUCAUGGGUUGGUACACCACAGAAGACCAUUUGAACUUUAGAAAGAGGUUCCCAAAUGUGUGCAGUUUUACCGUGAAUAAAGUGUACGCUGUGAUCUCGAGUAGUGUAAGUUUUUGGAUACCUGGGGUCAUCAUGCUGUAUAUGUACUACAGGAUUUAUUUGGAAGCUGAAAGGCAGGAGAGGAUGUUGUACAGGAGUAAAGUAGCAGCACUACUCCUGGACAAACACCUACAAAUCAACGGGAUCUCCAUGGGCGAGGUGAUGCGGGAGAGGCAGAGCAUACAGAUGCAGCCCAUGGCGAGCAGCAAGAUGAAGAGGGAGAGGAAAGCUGCCAGGACUUUGGGGAUCAUCAUGUCUGCCUUCUUGGCGUGUUGGCUGCCAUUCUUUUUAUGGUACAUAAUCACAGCUCUCUGUGGCGACGCGUGUCCCUCUCCCCCGCCGGUCGUGGCGGCAGUCUUCUGGGUGGGCUACUUCAACUCGGCGCUGAACCCGCUCAUCUACGCGUACUUCAACAGGGACUUCAGGGCAGCUUUUAGGAAAACUCUGGAUUCUUGUUGCAGGUCGCUCUGCGGAGACAUCGCCCGUCGCUACUGUUGUCAACGCACGCGCCGCGAGCAGCAUCACUCCAACGCCUCAUCAGACAUACACAUGAACAACUGCGUCAAGUCCACAUCAGCUGAUGUGUUACGGGCCCAUCACGCGUCGUGUUCGCGGCCGGAGGAGAUCGUGUUCGCGACGUAAGCUGUU